GUCGUGGUUACAGCUGGUGUAAGGCCAUCAUUUGAACAUUUUGAAAAAUAUUCCGAAACAGUUCCGCGCUAUGUUUCGUCUACUGAACAGGAAGGCGAUAACCUUGUUGUUUUUGUGGAUGGAGUGAGCCAUCUUGAUGAUGAUUGGUGCUAUGUUGGUAUACUGCCUCAUCCAGAUAUUCUAGAGGCUGUGACUGACACGAUGGAUGAAAAUGAUAGGCUCACGAUAGAUUACUCUUUUCAAAUCAGAACAUUGGAAUGUCAUGUUUGGAACAUGAAGACCAUGAGUUGGGACAGCAGUGGUUGUUAUUCAGGGAAUGAGACGACGCUGAACCGACUGCACUGCCGCUGCACUCACUUCGGUGGGUUUUCUGGGACUGUUCUUAUACCUUCCAGCAACGUUGAUCCAGUUCUCGACAUAGACGUGUACCUUAUUUCUGCCUCCAAUAACGCUGUCAUACUUUUUUUCGUGUUGACAAUUUUAGUUGUCUACUUCCUCAUCCUCAUAUGGACAUAUGUGAAGGACAAACAGGAUAUUUUUAAGAACGAAGUGAUAAUUCUCGGAGACAACUGUCCUGGCGACAGCUACCCUUACUUAGUAGCAGUGUACACUGGGUACCAGAGAAAUGCUGGAACUUCUUCCGUUGUUGGUAUAAAGCUAGUGGGAGAUAAGGACAAAAGUAUGAAUCACAUUCUGGUGAGCGGCAGCAAGGCCAUCCACUCUCGAAGCUCUGACAACUUUUUCGUGCUCCUUGAAGCCCGGAGGUUAGGCUCCAUCUCUUACAUCAGCUUGUGGCACAACUGCUCUGGUCACCACGCAGCCUGGUACUGUGACAGGAUUGUGGUGACAGACUUACUGCAAAAUCAAGUAUGGACAUUUCUGGUGCGUCGCUGGUUGUCAGUGAUGCACGAGGGGUGCACCUUACGCUGUGUUUUGUUCCCAGCCACAGUGGAAGCGCUGUACGACUGGAAAGUGCUGUUUGCUGGUCAUCUCUACUUGGGCUUCCAGGAGCAGCAUGUGUGGACCAGCAUCUUCUUGAGACAUCGACGCAGCACAUACACCCGAACACAGCGCCUCUGUGUGGCUCUCAGCAUCACCAUGGCUACCAUAAUCACCAGCAUACUACUGUCCGGCAUUCCGGUAGAUGAUCCUGCUGAAGAGCUUGGUGAAAACAUCUUUCAACUUUUUGGAUGGCAGUUACUCUGUACUGUUGCGGGGGCUUUUCUUACAGCACCUGUCACUUUCCUGUUUGCUCUCCUGUUCAGAAAAACUGCUCCAAGUGACGAAUUAUUUUAUUGUACAAGAGUCGAAGGUUCCUCAACAGAUCCGCCACCUGAUGCAGAAGUGGAGCCGCAGAAGACAGAAGGAGAAAUGGGAAGAGAGAAGUGGUGGAGUUCUUUACUUACAUUUAUCAUGAUGGAGCCACUUAUUCCAAACCUACGCUUAGAGUCUCGAGACAGACUGAAAUCAAAAUCUCAAGAUGCAGACACUUCCCUUGGUGACAUGAAGCAUACAUCAGAGGAUAGAGGACGGAAACGAAAAAGGAAAUCAUUUUACUGGUUUCCUCCUUGGUUCAUCAUAGUGAUAUCGAUUCUCUGUGCUUUGAUUGUCUCAUUCUCCGCCACCUCCUCGGUGAUCUUCGGACUCAAGUUCAGUCUGAUGAGGAGCCAGAUGUGGGUUGCAGCUGUAUUAACAGCAUUUCUCCUUAGUGUCUUUGUGGUGCAGCCUCUCAAAGUCGUCAUCUUUGCCUUCAUCCUCUCACGGCUGCUGAAGAAGCAACCAAGCAUGUAUUCCCAACAACAAUAUACGGAUGGAUUUCGACCAUGGUACGCACAAAAGCUCAGUGAGAUACAGCAGCAGAACAUGCACCAACCUCCAGACAGUACAGUCAUCUUGUUGCAGCCAAAAACCCUCUCAAGUAUGGACCGGCCUCAGAUAGUCUGAAAUUAUAUGACAGGGCAGCCAAUAACAAUAUACAGGACUUCAAACCUGUGACGUCAUACCAAGGGAGUCAACAACAUAAGUGAGCCAGCGACACUGACGGCAAUGUGGAAGACCCUGCCGGUGUCGGAAGGAAUUAGGAGCCCGCCGACAACAUCACAGGCAGUUCUGAAAGACCAAUAACUUAGCCGAGUGGAACGGCACAACCACCAAAUCUCCAGCCCAGGCAGAAUCGAAGCAGAUGUGCACCAAUAGCACCAGCAGUGAUGUGGUCGUGCAGAGAGCCAUGCAGACAUCUGAAAUGCUACCGCACCUUGCCCACACCACCAAUGUGCUCUGCCAGCCCUGAGGUUUGUGACUAUGUUGGUCAACGAGACUUGUAUGUCCCUAUACUGCUUGCCCGAGGCAACCAUCUGGUCGACAAGCAUAUAAGCUUUCACAGCGAAAGAUCUGUAAUUAAGUCUUUAUGCUGUUUAUCACCAUUCCUGUAUUACUCUAAAUAUAUGUCCUCUGUCAUAAGAACUUUAGAGUACACAAAUGAAAGAAGUGAAUUUCUCCUUAAAAACAAAAGAUUGUCUUUUAAGGCAGUUACAUAUUAUGUCAAAUAAGGUAGUUUCAUUUAUGUAAAAUAAAACAUUUUAAAGUUUCUUA
Zootermopsis nevadensis is the source of this 2592-nucleotide messenger RNA. The record is from RefSeq and is a predicted model, not a curated record. NCBI's taxonomy places the organism in Eukaryota, Metazoa, Arthropoda, Insecta, Blattodea, Termopsidae.